Hibiscus syriacus is the source of this 1525-nucleotide messenger RNA. RefSeq lists its product as uncharacterized. Lineage: Eukaryota; Viridiplantae; Streptophyta; Magnoliopsida; Malvales; Malvaceae. The transcript is spliced from 5 exons. Gene Ontology annotation, biological process: regulation of flower development. Gene Ontology annotation, molecular function: protein binding. The record is from RefSeq and is a predicted model, not a curated record. Gene Ontology annotation, cellular component: nucleus. Bases 274 to 1455 code for a protein of 393 amino acids.
CUAUAUAUAACCUAGUUUUAACACCCCAUAUCUCCCAUCUUCUUAGCCAACGUUUUUCAUGUUCAAAGGAGAAAAAAAAACAGACAAAAUCUUCCAGAUUUCUUGCUUGCCUUGCAUCUUACAUCUGUGUUUUUUUUCUCCGUAAUUUAAAUGAAUUUGCCUUCUUCUACCAUAACCUUCUUACAUUUCAAGCUUCUGCCAACAAUUCAGUAGCAAAACUGUUUCUUGUUCCCUUCUUGUAAUUUCAAUUCAAAGAAGAGCCCUUGACCAAACAUGUUGCAAGACAUGAUUCAUCCACCAGAGCAACAGCUUCCCAUUGAGGAUAUACCAAGCCCGAUCAGUGGUCCAAAUUUUUAUUUGUCAGAUAAUGAUCUUUUUUCGGACGCCCUGCAGAACUCUGAGGUCACUGAUGAAAACUCUUCCUACGGAAACAAUCUCAACAUACCACCAGACAUUGAACAACUCAACGGCCACAACAACAGGGAUACGAAUUCCGCCGCCGCUGUCACCGCCACCAACGCCGCCACAAGCUCCACUGUAGCCGCCACCGCCAACAACAACAAUCUGUCCAUAAUCUUUGAUUCACCGGAUGACAUUUCAGCUUCCAUAGACUUCUCUGAAACCCCAUCUUUCACAGUCCCACAAUUUCUAACACAACAAAACCAAUUCGACCUUUCCUUGGUGCAAUCUCAAAUCCAAUUACCCGAUGUCUCAGCCGAGGGGCUGUCGCAGUAUGCCACCGCCGACACGGUCGGACCGCUUUUAGGGCCACCAUUGUCGUCUGUUUUCGACGAAGAUUGCUUGUCCUCGGUGCCUUCUUAUGUACCUUUAAACCCUUCGUCUCCUUCUUGCUCUUUCUUUGGCCCUCCAAUGUCCACUUUCAUGCCUGCUGGUAGUUCUGGGAUUUUUACCAACAGAAUUCUUUUGAACUCUGAACUUCAACCACAAGACUUGGAAUUCCAGGGUGAUGAUGCUGGAAUCUUUUGCCAUGAUUCUGUCCAACGAGUUUUCAAACCUGGAGACUUACAGGGUCUGAGCAGUGAGAAUCAACAACUGGUUGGAGUAGCAACAACUAGCUCUACUCCUUUAGCUUCAGAGAAUUCGAUUUUGGAAGAUUCAUGUUUCAACAAGGUUGGGAAACUUUCUGUGGAACAAAGGAAGGAGAAGAUUCAUAGGUACAUGAAGAAAAGGAAUGAGAGGAACUUCAGCAAGAAAAUCAAGUAUGCAUGCCGCAAGACAUUAGCCGAUGGCAGGCCCCGAGUAAGAGGAAGGUUUGCCAAAAAUGAUGAAUUUGGAGACACCAAUAGGCAAGCUUGCAGCAAUCAUGAUGAAGAAUAUGAUGAUGAAGUUGUUGUGAAAGAAGAGGAAGACAUGGUUGAUUCACCUGAUAUUUUUGCACACAUUAGUGGCGUCAACUCUUUCAAAUGCAACUACCCAAUCCAAUCCUGGAUUUAAAUAGUUCUAAAUCCACUACAAUUUUGCAGGGACCCCUGUUUCAAACUGGGUUUUCUCCAAGUUUGAUCUU